AUGGCUUCAGAAGAGCAGAAGAAGGCCAAGCCCAGCCCCCUGCGCUCCAUUAUCGCAGGCAGCACGGCCGGCGCCGUUGAGAUUGCCAUCACCUACCCCGCCGAGUUCGCCAAAACCCGCUCGCAGCUCAACCGGCGCCUGGCCGCGGGGCAGAAGCUUCCAUGGCCACCCUUCGGCCCGCAGUGGUACGCCGGCUGUACCACCCUCAUCAUCGGCAACUCGCUCAAGGCCGGAAUCCGCUUCGUCGCCUUCGACCAGUACAAGAGCCUGCUCGCCGACAAGGACGGCAACGUCUCAGGCCCUGCCAAUGUUGUCGCCGGCUUCGGCGCCGGCGUCACCGAAAGUGCCCUCGCCGUAACCCCCUUCGAGAGCAUCAAGACCCAGCUCAUCGAUGACCGCAAGUCUGGCAAGCCGCGCAUGCGCGGCUUCCUGCACGGCACCAAGAUCAUCGCGCAAGAAAAGGGCAUCCGCGGCUUCUUCCAGGGCUUCGUGCCCACGACGGCGCGCCAAGCGGCCAACAGCGCUGUACGCUUCGGCUCCUACACCACGCUGCGCCAGCUGGCGCAGAGCUACGCCGCGCCCGGCGAAAAGCUAGGUGCCGUCAGCACCUUUGGCAUUGGCGGUGUGGCCGGCAUCAUCACAGUCUACGCCACCAUGCCUCUCGACACGGUCAAGACGCGCAUGCAAUCCAUUGAGGCUAGUUCCGAAUACAAGAACAGCUUUGUUUGCGCUGCUAGAAUCUUCAAGGAGGAGGGUAUCUUGACCUUCUGGUCGGGCGCCGUACCGCGCUUGGCUAGAUUGAUUCUGAGCGGUGGUAUCGUGUUUACCAUGUACGAAAAGAGCAUGGAAGCAAUGGACAAGCUUGACCCCGAGAGAAAAUACAUCUAA
Messenger RNA from Aplosporella prunicola CBS 121167, 888 nucleotides. RefSeq lists its product as uncharacterized. The record is from RefSeq and is a predicted model, not a curated record. Bases 1 to 888 code for a protein of 295 amino acids. NCBI's taxonomy places the organism in Eukaryota, Fungi, Ascomycota, Dothideomycetes, Botryosphaeriales, Aplosporellaceae. The transcript is spliced from 4 exons. Gene Ontology annotation, biological process: mitochondrial citrate transmembrane transport.